This is a messenger RNA of Phycomyces blakesleeanus NRRL 1555(-), 1368 nucleotides long. RefSeq lists its product as hypothetical. The coding region runs from base 1 to 1368 and encodes 455 amino acids. Lineage: Eukaryota; Fungi; Mucoromycota; Mucoromycetes; Mucorales; Phycomycetaceae. The transcript is spliced from 5 exons. The record is from RefSeq and is a predicted model, not a curated record.
AUGUACUUUGAUGACAUUUCCGCCCGGUUAAGACCUUUGGAAGACUUCAAAGUAGGCAACCCUAACAUAUACCAGCCGAGCAUAUAUACCCAACUCUCAACCUUCUCUGAAUCAUCAUUUUUUGCAUUAGAUAAACUUCAUUUAAUUGCAAGAGGGAUUAGAAAGCUUGUGUACGACCUGAUUACCGUCACCCUCACAAAGGAAACCAAAUUUUAUUAUACCCAUCUAGACAAUACCCUCAAUACCACCAAAUACCCUUUUCAUAUACCAAGAGCAGACCUUGUAACAAUUGGAAACUGUAUUACCAGCUCACGAAAAUAUAUACCCACCUUAUUUCAAGGCAGUUUUGACAACAUAUUUGCCAAGAUUGAUGAUACUCGUGCAGUGGACUGGCUUGACUUUCUCUUAUAUCUUGUCCCCACUUUGGUUGUGCCUUAUUUACCAAAUAGGGCUGUCAAAACAGCUCUAUUAUCUCUCGUGAAAGGUUGCGCACUUGCCUUGCAAUGGACGUUGACAUCAGAAUUGCUUGAUGAGAUGGAGUCAUACUUCAAGCACUGGCACUCGUUUUUAUACCAACAACAGCAAGGCCCCCUGCGAUGCUACUCCACUCGCUCAAUGGAGAGAGUAAUUGGUGUCUUCUCAAAAUUGAUAAAGUCCAAAUCAAAGGGUGGCCGAAAUGCCAGUUUUCUCGUUGAGCAAUUUGCAAUUCACAAUUAUACCAGCAUGGCAAUCAGCAUCUGUGAUGAAAUCAACCUCAUUUGGCCAAAGCCAUAUGGAAGAGAGAGCUACAUGGACCUUCCUAAUGAUCCUAGUGGUGCGCAGUUGUGGGAGCCGUUUCAUCAGUUUGUUAAUUUGAAUGAUGAUUUGGUGGAAGGUGUAGGCGGCCCUAGUGUGAAGGAAGCUUUAUUGAAAUACUACUGGAGAACAACAGGCUUGACUGGCCACGAGUUUGGUGACUCUGUUGUUGUUGUAGCUGCACGUCUGUGGAUGGACUUGACUGUAUAUUCCUCAUGCAUCAAAUGUAAUAUAAUUGUUCACAGCUGGCUCGUCAGUACAGUACAGUUCUACUUUCAGCAUGUAGAUUUCUAUGGCUUCCCACACUUUUUUGCUUUUGUGGAGGUCAUGAAGGAAUAUGACGCGGCUGGCCAUGACUCAUCAGUACCUAUUGUCAAACAAAAGUCACAAAGCACCCAUACACUAGGCCACCAAACGCAACCGACUUAUGCAGUUAUAAGUAUAAAUGACAUUUGUCAUCAAGCUGGUCUGGUCCAAUACCCACCGAAUAGAAACCAGUUUUAUGUAAUCGUGCCCUAUUAUAUCUUUAACAACAACAUGCACAUUACUAAAGGCAAUCUUUCCAUUCUGUAA